AAGUAUUUGUAGGGAAAAGUGUUUGUUGGAAACAGCUAAUAAAUGGAUGCAGCCGGUAUUGUACCCGAAAUAAUUGAUGUUCCACCAACUCAAAUUUUAAAGGUUACCUACCCAAGUGGAGCAAUAGUAGACCAAGGAAAUGAUCUUACACCAACACAAGUCAAAGAUCAACCAUCAGUUAGUUGGGAUGCUGAUGAAAAUGCACUCUAUACACUUAUGUUGGUUUCUCCAGAUUUACCAGAAAUGAUUAAGGACGUUAUAGAAUGGUUAGUUGUUAAUAUUCCUGGAAAUAAUGUGUCCAAAGGUCAGUCUGUAAUGGAUUUUUGUGGAGCGGGACCACCAUCAGGUACUGGUAAACAUCGUUUUAUAUAUUUGGUUUUCAAACAAUCAAAUCCAAUUAAAACGAAUGUUUACAUUAAGGAGAAAGAAAUAGAAGGAAGAUUUAGAUCGAGAGUUCGUGAUCUUAUAAAAGAACACAAUUUAGGCAUUCCAGUAGCAGGGAAUUUCUUCCGAACUGAAUAUGAUGAUUAUGUUCCUACUUUGAUUGCACAACUUAAUUAA
Molecule: messenger RNA, 561 nt
Organism: Episyrphus balteatus (marmalade hoverfly)
Lineage: Eukaryota; Metazoa; Arthropoda; Insecta; Diptera; Syrphidae
Product: phosphatidylethanolamine-binding protein homolog F40A3.3-like
Exons: 3
Coding region: 43-561 (172 amino acids)
Source: RefSeq, a predicted model, not a curated record